GGUAAUGCUGGGUUGAUGGUUGGACACAAUGAUCUUAGACGUAUUUCUCCAACUGAAGGAUUUCAUUAUUCAUCUCCUGAGCACAGGACACCUUUUCCCCUUCAGAAGGUGCCCUGGGAGCCCCUGGUGUGGAGCAGGUCUCCAGAGAAUGUGGCUUUUGAGGAACCCACAUUCCUAGCUUUCUCCUUCAUUGCUUGUCCUGUGCAUCUCUGUGCAGCCAUUUCCUCUGCUCUUUUCAGACCUGUUUACUGGGAACAGGAGCUGUUUGUUGAAACCAUAGCCAAAGAUGCUUACGUGUAUGCCCAGCAAGGAAAAAGGAAAACCCUGCAAAGAAAAGACCUGGAUAAUGCCAUUGAAGCUAUUGAUGAAUUUGCUUUUUUGGAAGGUACUUUGGACUGACCUGGACAGAGACAGAGCUCUCUGGAGAAAGAGACUGCAGAGGUGGUGUGAGAUGAAAAACAGGAUGCUCAGAGUUCAAAAAUAAUUCCUAGAAUUGAGAUGUUGAAGUUGAGACAUGGCAACCGUGAUAUUUUUGUAUAAAGUUGAAGUUGUUGUAAGUUCUUUAUUUAAAAUGCACAUUUUUUCAUAACUAUUUUGUAUGUCCCUUCCCAUGUGGCUGUAGUGCAGCUCUCUGCUCUGGUCAGGUUACUCAGCAGUUACUCCCAGGAGCAGUCCCAGUCUCUUUGGGUACUCAGCAGCACCACAGAGCUGUGAACAGAGAGUGGCUUGGCUCAGGUGCCCAGGCACAAGGAAUUUUUUAAACCUGUGGGUUUUGUUAUAUAUGUUUGUCUCUUAACACAAUUAAAUUGUUGUUGUUGUUGCUGA
Hirundo rustica (Barn swallow) is the source of this 825-nucleotide messenger RNA. RefSeq names its product DNA polymerase epsilon 4, accessory subunit (gene POLE4). The record is from RefSeq and is a predicted model, not a curated record. Gene Ontology annotation, cellular component: nucleus; epsilon DNA polymerase complex. The transcript has 4 exons. Bases 16 to 399 code for a protein of 127 amino acids. Gene Ontology annotation, molecular function: protein heterodimerization activity. NCBI's taxonomy places the organism in Eukaryota, Metazoa, Chordata, Aves, Passeriformes, Hirundinidae.